Molecule: messenger RNA, 4223 nt
Organism: Aureobasidium subglaciale EXF-2481
Lineage: Eukaryota; Fungi; Ascomycota; Dothideomycetes; Dothideales; Saccotheciaceae
Exons: 1
Coding region: 37-3729 (1230 amino acids)
Source: RefSeq, a predicted model, not a curated record
GACACCUCAAUUUUAAUUGCAUGAUCUUGCAACAGGAUGGCGCGCCUUCGGAAGAAGCCUGCGAUAAGCAAGGCGACUUUGUUAAACGACUUUCGCGCUCUGCGCUCUUUCUUGGGCAGCACAGCAAACAGCACACUUGCGACAAACCCUAUGGAGCAUGAUUCGGCAUCUGCAAGGCACGCGAAGUCAAGCGCCGAUGCCUCUUUGUACCAUGGUCGUGCACUGAGCUAUCAACGACGCUACUCGAUCUCGACUACUAACAAAUCCGUUGCUCUGGAGAAGAUUAUUGAGGAGCGAUUAAGCCUGUAUCUAGAUCCUGUCACAUUGAUUCACGUCGCAAACUUAUAUCAUGAUCGACUCGACAAGUAUUGGAACAUCACUCAAGCGUUAUCUGACUACUUCCAACGACCGACUUUACUGCGCGAUGUCUUGAGGAAAUCUGGGAGCUUCAUUUUUGGUGCGUUUGCGCAUUGUUUCUUCAAGCGAGAAUGUCGACCAGUCCACAUGCACAUCGCAGUGCCUCACACCGAGGAUCUGGCACAACAUCUGACGGCUGUGGAGGGAUACAUUAAAUCAGAGUCCGAAGGCCCUCUCGAAUAUGUUGUCGGCAUUACGAAAGUCAGACAUUUCGAGAAGCAAAAGACACUCCGCGAUGGCUUGAUCACCACAAUCCGCAUCACACUCGUGCAAGGAGAACCUGGCGCAAACCCUUUCUGGACCGUGCUGGACAAGAUAUCAACAACUGCUCAACUCAACAUGAUUACCGCUGACCAUGCGUACUCAAUGUUUCCGCACUCGACCUUCCAACACGAGCGAACUUAUAGGCUCAAGGAUCUCCCAAGGCAUGCACUUGUACAAGACGAUAUAAAAAUGGCUGGCGCUGCUCAAGCAACAAGUUCGACUCAUAGUGCAGGCCUUUUAUCGUUUCAAGAUUACAGGAUCGAUCUGAAAAGGCAUUCUACGCCAGCCAGCGACUCAACAGAACAUCUUGAACUUUCUUCACGAAGGGCCCCAGGCGACAAGCUGACUUGGACCAUUGACUUCGAGGCCAAAAGCUCUUCAGGGAUAAAUGACAUUAUGGCAUGUGGAUUCUCUCUUGAUAUCUCGGGAGGCGGCGCAUUCUUCCCACUGUCAUUUCAUACGUCUGACUUGACACGGCAGGAUACGAGCAAGGUCUUCAACCAGCCUCGUUCAGGUGGGUUUCCUCUGCUUUCGAGACAGCUCCAAAAUCCACGUGCUUCGUCGUCGAGAGCCCCUCAUGUGAAUCGCUCAGGACAACUUGAAAGCGGAAAGGCUACAGAAACUACCAGCGAUAUUGACAUGAGUGAUGAUCGUGAUUCUUUCACAGACCAUGCUGAAAGACUGCUGUCAAUGACCCCAGAGCGUGCUGUCAACGACAAGUGCGAAGCUCGCCGUAGAAGAAUCGAGGAGAUCAAGAUUGAACUCGAAAAAAUGGCAAGUGAGCUUCCUUCCCUGUCUCCUGGUGAGGCCGAAGAGGUGCAAUCAGGAAUGUUCUUAGCAGAGCUUUGGCUAGCUCUCAUACAAACCGAAUUAGACAUCACACUCGCAAGCUUCGAAGCCGUUCGAUCUGGCAAUGAGGUAGCUCUUCAACAGCCUCGGCGAAGAGUGGCUCUAGGCUGGCUAUCAGAAUCCAUCAAACGAUUUGAGAAUCCUUCACGAGGCGUGGACCCAAUGUCUAGAAACCUAUUCAAGGAGAUCUCGAACGUCUUUAUGGCUGGCAUCAUAAGCUCCGAAGCAGACAUAUUCUUCGCCGGACGGGCUCUACCUUCUUUCCUUGACAUUGUACGCAUGUUUGACGCGAAGAACCCGCUAGAUGAAAAUAUACGGAACAGUCACCUUGGACCGACUUUGACAAGAUUGACUCGUCUCAAGUUUGUGAAUGAUCAGAGUAUUGAAGAAGUCCUCUUGCGUAUCGAGAAGAGUAUGGCAUCGACCGACUUGGCACCCUUUAUCAGUCCAAAGCUCUUCGGUCCAACUGAUUCACGCUCAAACUCGCCGCUCUAUUCACAAUUAGGCCGACCAAGACUCAACUACGACACAAUAGAUCCAGCUUUACUGGAAGGUGAUCCCGAUUACGAAACUUGGCUUUCACAAAAAACACAAGAGAACGAAGUUGGAAGGGCGAGGGGAUUUUCAUCUGACGUCUCUGAGGCAAAUGGUGCAGAAGCGCAGAAUAACCCAAAGGGACUGUCUGAGGACAUAGAUCGGGGACUCUUUUCGACACAGCAACGGGAUUUGCGUCAACGAUAUGAACAGAUGGAAGGACCCAACAUUUCUCAAGCGAAUCCAUUGCAGACUAUGAAGCCAGUGGACGAUGGAGCGGGGACUCCGCGACAUCUACUGAGCUCUUUUCGACAGAGUCAAGCCGAGCGAGAUGCUGCCUUCCAAGAAGAGAUGAGACGUAGCAACGGUCGGAUCCCUGACUACCUGUUCGUGACGCCAUCGCCAACUCCGCCUCCUGAGCCUAUUUCAGCGCCACUGAUCGACACAAUUCGGCCCAUACAACCCCUGGAGGUAAUGACUGGCUCAGAGGAAGAGGCCCGUCAACAAUCUUACACCAAAAUCGAGGAGAUCUCUUCUGACUCGACGAGCAUGCAUUUCGAGAUGACCAUUGAUCCAUACGAGGAUGAAGACCUUGACAUGCAAGAUGUGUCAAACGUGCAAUAUGCAGACGACAUGAGAGACGUACAAGAAACCCUUGAGGUACCGACUACGACGCCUCCGACAUCUCAGACUUUGCCACGGACAAGAUCACGCAGAAGCGAGCCGAUCGUCCUUAUCUCGACACCUGCUAGACCUAUUAUCCUCGACUCUGAUUUCGUCUCUGAAGAUGAGGACAACGGUCCUCCAGCUUCGAGUCAUCCACAACUCGCCGCCGUGUUGCAAGAGUCAUCCGCCAGGGCGUUGAACAUAAACACACCUGGAUCUAGUGCAUCGGCUAUCAGGACGCCGAAGCCCAAAUUACCACCCCAUCUUGCACCGACACGGGUUGCAGCCCAUCGAAGGUCACUUGACCCAUCCUCUCAGAUACCAACACCAGAAGAAAAGGAAAAGUUAAGUCAAGAAGAGUAUCCUCUUGUAGAUAUUAUUGAUGAGAAGUUAAUUGAUGGGGUCAAGAAGUAUCUUAUCAAGUGGAAACCAAUCAGUGGGAGGCAAUUUGCCAAUACCUGGGAGCCAGCGGAGAACGCAAACGCCGCCGCCGUGGAAGAUUGGCAUCGAAGGCUUGCAAACAGGACAGAGAAUGCACGAGAGCAGAGAAACAAGCAGGCUAGGAAAAUUGCAAAGGAGACUGAUACCGCACCAGUGCUCGAACCAUCCAUGCAGCCAGACCCUACUGAUCUUUGGGCUGUGAGGACAUAUGACAUGAAGAAAUGGAGAGAGAAAGGGUCGAAAGGGAAAAAGCCUGCGUUUCCUGAUGGCCUCAGAGAGCAAGUGCAUCGGGAGAAAGAGGAAGCAAGGCUGGAAAGAAUCGCCAAGAAGGCUGCCAGUAAAAGGGCUGGAGUCCGCCAUGGACCAAAGAAGGGUUCCGCGGAGUGGCUUAAAUCGAGAGAAGAGUCCAUGGCCCUUCAAGCUAUUAGAGAGAGUGAGAAAAAGAGGGAGAAGACCGCUAGGAAGAAGGAAAACAAGGCAAAGAAGAUGGCUUUACGAAAAACUCAAAAGCAAGCUGCCAAAGCGGCAGCCAAUCAGGCUGGUCCGUCUAACACAUGAAGCAAGGGACGAUUUUCCAAAUCAUGUAAAGGAGAAUUCUAUGGCCGUAUAUGUCAUAUAUGCCCCAUCACGUGUAUCUUAUCAACUUGAACAUCUUCUUUUCACAGCAGCACCCCUUGUGUCUGCUUCGAUCGGCCCGGCAAACUCACUCGAUCCUCCGCCAUGUCUCAACAUUGCCGACCACGCGCAUAAGGCAAAAAUCGACAAGCAUACCUAGGCAGCACUCCCGUAUUCGUGAGAAAGAAGAUGCAUGGAUCAUUGCACUCGAUCGAAGACAAGUAUCGAGGAGUUACACUCUUUCUGGGGAUUGGUACAUCUGUGGAAAUGCCUGGUGAUUUCUGACAUCCUCGAUCACGCUCCCCAAGGAGAUGUCUGAGUGUCCUCCAAGACGUAUUACUGUUUAGCUGAUAUCAUCAUGCAUUUUCACGGCUGCGAUCUUGCAGACACCCCAGGGCGGAGUCAAAUUAGUACAAGAUCGAAUCUCACGUUUCCUU